AUGACUGUGGUACCAUCAAAUGAAUACUUAUAUACGGUUAACGAUGGUGGGAGGAAUUACACAGUCUGCCUGUUAGAGAGAAAAUGUGUUUGUGGGAGGUUCCAAAUUGAUGAAUUGCCAUGCCCACAUGCUUGGGCUGUAUUGAAGAGCAAGUUUCUAAUGCCAGAAGAAUAUUGCUCUAACUAUUACAAACCAAGUACAAUUGUAAUGACAUACGAUGUGCCAGUGUACCCGCUACCGGACAAAAAUGACUGGAAUAUACCAGAACAUGUAGCAGAGGAGGUUGUACUACCACCCAAAUGGAAAAGACCUCCUGGAAGGCCAAAGAAGAAGCGCGAUAAAACUUUAAGUGAAUUGCUGCAGCCGAAAAACCAACAUUCAUGUAGCAUAUGUGGGCAGGGAGGACAUAACAAGCGAACGUGUAGAAAUGCUCCACGUAAUAAAUAG
Nicotiana attenuata is the source of this 447-nucleotide messenger RNA. RefSeq lists its product as uncharacterized. The transcript is spliced from 2 exons. Gene Ontology annotation, molecular function: zinc ion binding. Bases 1 to 447 code for a protein of 148 amino acids. NCBI's taxonomy places the organism in Eukaryota, Viridiplantae, Streptophyta, Magnoliopsida, Solanales, Solanaceae. The record is from RefSeq and is a predicted model, not a curated record.